Messenger RNA from Lathyrus sativus (Indian pea), 600 nucleotides. Lineage: Eukaryota; Viridiplantae; Streptophyta; Magnoliopsida; Fabales; Fabaceae. The record is from the annotation of a GenBank genome assembly.
AUGUCUACUAGUCAACAAUAUAUUGUUAAUGCUCAUUACAAUGGGAGUGUUGUUGUAUCAGAUGAAGUGGGUUUGAUCUAUGAAAACACUGACGUAACUCGUUUUAGUGUUAAUAAAAGAUCGUCAUUCCAACAUUUUAAAGAUAGGAUAAAGAUGAAGGUGCAAGCAGGAUCAGUUACACAAAUUACAUACAAAAAUGUUGUCCAUUUCGGGGACCAUCACUUUAAAUUUGUUCCAUUAAAGGUUUGUGACGACGAGGAUGUUGAAAUGAUGUUCUCGAAUCAUGAACGUUUUGGGUUUCAGCACAUUGAAUUAUAUAUAACAUUUGUACAAUGUCAAGAAACUCAAAUUUCUCAUGUCAUCAAUCCAUCCAUAGAGGAAAUGCCAACCAUAAUUCCACUCGAAGAUGUUGAAGAAGAUGAUGGCGAAGAAGAAAACGAGGCACAAGUUGAUGAUUUAUAUACUACUUUGUUUGAGGAAGGAAACGAUGUCAACAAAAUCAACAGAGAUGAACAACACAUUCUAGUUGAGAAUGUAUUCAGUCCACCGACGCAUAUGACAAACCUGCCGCUAAAUGUAGAAGGAACAUCAUUUGAAUGA